GAUACCGCCGUUAAGUGGAGGCUAAGCAAUUCAACAUGAACCACAUUAAAUUGAUUGACGGCCCACUCGACGUCACUUAUGCAAUAACAUUGAUAGGUGAUCCGAGUUGCGGAGCAUCUUCUGUUUUUAUAGGAACCACACGUGAUAGUUUUGAAGGAAAAAAAGUAGUAUCAUUGACAUAUGAAGCAUACGAAAAUAUGGCACUUAAAGAAAUGGAUAAAAUCUGCACAGACCUCCGUGCAACUUGGCCCGAGUUGAAACACAUUUUAAUACAUCACCGAUUAGGCACAGUUCCAGAAAACGAAGCAAGCGUCAUUAUAGCUGCUUCAGCCCCGCAUCGUUCCGCAGCAUUGAACUCAGUAACGCUGGCCAUAGACCAACUAAAAUCCCGUGUACCCAUAUGGAAAAAAGAGAUAUACGAGGGCGACGAAGCUGAAUGGAAAGAAAAUUCAGAGUCGAUCAGGCCUAAGAAAUCAUCCUUAAAUAGUUUCAAUUAUUCUGCUUGUGAGUGUGUGGUCGACGAGUCGAACGUUGUACCUCGAAAUUUAGUACAAAUUAGAGCUAAUGACAGCGAGCUAAUCAAACGUUUAGAAUGUUUUUUUAAAAGAAAGCGAUCGGAAAUAAAUUUGCACAAUGUAAUGGACUUUAAGCAGUCCAACUUAAUGUCUAACAUUGAUUCCGGCACAGAAGUAAACGUUUCUUGCGCUAGAACUCAAAGUACUGUUUCAAAACAAGAACAGUCGAAUUGUCAUUUGAAAGUGCGGCGUGUUUCAAAUCGCUGUGGACCACAACAGAUGCAGCUCCGGCCCAAAUACAAACUCGAACUUAAUAGGCUAAUGGCAUCGCAUGUUUCCACUACUGAAAUGGGGAAAUCAUUACACAAUUCGCGUUUACAUGUUAUUGAAACCUACAUGGGCUUGACUGCCAAUGACAAUGAAAAUAUUAUUAAUCGUAUUAAAAACGUCGAGGACAGAAUUUUACUGUUGGAGUCCAUCUCGCCAGAAUACCAGCAUUUUACUCAGUUCGAGCAGUCGUGUAUGGAUCAAUCGGACCAAAAAAGAACAAAAAAAACCUACUCCGCCAACGAACUGCGUGCAUAUAUCAAUGUCAAAAAAAAGGAAUGUCCUUAAAACUUAAAAAUAAACAUGGAUACAAUUUAUUAAUGCACAUCUU
Messenger RNA from Drosophila subobscura, 1173 nucleotides. RefSeq names its product molybdopterin synthase catalytic subunit (gene Mocs2B). NCBI's taxonomy places the organism in Eukaryota, Metazoa, Arthropoda, Insecta, Diptera, Drosophilidae. Gene Ontology annotation, molecular function: molybdopterin synthase activity. The coding region runs from base 36 to 1130 and encodes 364 amino acids. The record is from RefSeq and is a predicted model, not a curated record. Gene Ontology annotation, cellular component: cytosol. The transcript has 5 exons. Gene Ontology annotation, biological process: Mo-molybdopterin cofactor biosynthetic process.